CAUGGCCAAGAAGAACCUCGCCUCCGCCCUCGCCGGCCAGAAGGCCCGCGCCGCCGCACGCGCCAAGCAGGCGGUCAUCGACGAGGCUCUCAGCCGGAAGGCCGCCAGCAUCGGCGCCGCCGCGCGCAAGCAGGGCGCCGCCAAGCGCGCGCCGACCGGCGAGGCAGCGCCGCUCGAGGGUGCUGGCGACGGCGACGACGAGAGCGCAGCCGCCGCUCCGGCUGCGCUCGACAAGGGCAAGCGCCGGCAGCCGCGCGCUUUUGAGCGCGACGACGCCGUGCUGCUCGUCGGCGAGGGCAACUUCAGCUUCACGCUCGCGCUCCUCUCGCCGCCGCACGCCCACCCGCCGCACCUCGUCACCGCCACGGCGCUCGACAGCGAGGCCGAGUGCUGCGCCAAGUACCCCGACGCCGCCGCACACGUGGCGCGCAUCCGCGAGAUCGCCGGCCGCGACGACGUCGUCGUCUUUGGCGUCGACGCCGGCAACCUGCAGGCCAGCAAGGCCGUCUGCGGCACGCCGGCGGCCGAGCGCCGCUACAGCAAGGUGUGGUGGGGCUUUCCGCACUGUGGCGCCGGGCACAAGGACGAGUCGCGCAACGUGCUGGCGAACCAGCUGCAGAUCCUGCGCUUCCUCGUCUCCGUCGCGCCGCUGCUCAGCCGCGGGCCCAAGCCGGCGUACGCCUCAAAGGCGACGGCAAAGGACCGGCGCCGCAAGCGCGAUGCCGAGGAGGCUGACCUCGACUUUGAGGCACCGAGCGCGGAUGAGGACGAGGCGGGCGUGAGCGACCUGUCCGAGGCCGAGGACGAGGCGGAGCAGGCGCUGGCGGGCUCGAGCAGCAGCAGUGCCAUCAAGCGGCCCUUUGUGGCGCCGCCGCGCGCCGGCUCGGUGCUCAUCACACUGCGCAACACGACGCCCUACACGCUGUGGGACGUGCCGCUGCUCGCCAAGCGCCUGCCGCUCGUGCUGCCGGCCAUCGCCAAGUCGGCGCCAGCGCUGCCGCGCGGACAGAAGGCGCCCACCAUCGCCGACGUCACGGCCACGUUUGGCGCGCGCCGCUAUGCGCUCUGGCGCAGCUUUGAGUUCGAGCCCGACGAAUGGCCCGGCUACGAGCAUCGCCGCACCGUCGGCUGGAUCGACGGCGUGAGCAAGGGCGCAAACGAGGACCUGCGCCGCCGUCCUGCGCCGGCCGCACCGACACCGCCGACACCCGGCGUGCCGGGACGCGGCAAGGGCUGGAAGGAGGGCAAGGCAGGCGGCGGCGCGGCACAGAAGGAGCGCGCAUCGAAAGCGGCGGGCGGCGAGUGCCGCACCUGGGAGUUCGGCACCGAGAGCGGCGUACACGACUCGGCGAGCGGCGGCGGCAUGGGCGGCAAGGGGGUGAAGCGACGCAAGUAGACACGGACACAGCAUGCUCUUGAUAAUUGCAUUCCUCUCCAGCACAAAGAGCGGCUCAGCCUAGCCGGCUGAUGUCGGCGCUGGUGGCCUUGCCGUCGAGCAACAGCUCCUGCAGCACCUUGCCCGUGCCCACUGGGUGUGCCGGAUGGUCAGCGUGGCUGCACCGACACGAGCCUCGUCGCUACUCACAGCCAAGCGUAAUGCCCCAGCACGAGUGUCCCGCAGCGACGGCGAGGCCGCUGGGCCCGUCGUAUGCCACGACGGGGUUGCCCGUGCCGCUCGAG
This is a messenger RNA of Tilletiopsis washingtonensis, 1680 nucleotides long. RefSeq lists its product as hypothetical. Gene Ontology annotation, biological process: rRNA base methylation. The annotation marks the transcript as partial. Lineage: Eukaryota; Fungi; Basidiomycota; Exobasidiomycetes; Entylomatales. The transcript has 2 exons. The record is from RefSeq and is a predicted model, not a curated record. Gene Ontology annotation, molecular function: rRNA (uridine-N3-)-methyltransferase activity. Gene Ontology annotation, cellular component: cytoplasm.